AUGCAGCAAGGACCAAGGAUGGCGAUGUCCGCCAAUCCCCACAUGCAGCAUCCUGGCAUGAACCAGGCCAUGGAUCCUGCUACCAUGCAACAGCAGGUGGCGGCUAUGAACGCUGCUGCCGCUGCCAAUGGCAAUGGUCCCGAGUACGGUCAACAACCUAUGACCGAUCAAAAUAGAGCCUACAUCGAGCAACAGCUUCGUAUGCAGCAACAACAUCAACAACAGCAACAAGGUCGAGAUGGAAAAGUUGCUGCGCAACGAGCUCUCGGUGUUGGUGCCCAGGUCCAAAACCCUCAGCAAAUGCUGCAACAACAACAGCAGAUGAUGAUGCAACAGGGCAUACGGCAGAUGACCACGGCUAAUGGAUCGGUCUAUGUCGACGCUCAAAAUAGACAAAUCUCUUUACCUAUGGGGUGGCAACCACAGAUGAGCGAUCCUCGACAACCUCCUGCUAGUAUGGUCAGCCAAGCUCAAUUGCAAGCAUUCUAUCAACAGCAGCAGCAGCAACAACAAGCCCAGCAAGCCCAGCAGCAGGCUCAACAUCAUCAUGCCCAGCAACAACAACAGCAGCAACAGAUGCUCCCUCCUCAACAAGCGCUGCAUUACCAACGUCAGCAACAGCUCGCUCAGCAGCAACAGCAGCAAAGAGCAUCACAACCUCCCUCUGCUCGACCUCCUCACGCUCCACCUCCUCAACUGGGUCCAGGCCAAUCUCCUGCUCUCCUUCAAGUCCCACCACCUCCUGUCAAGCGGGCGGUUAGUCGAGCUGCUUCACGUAGCGCUUCACCCAUUCCUCCUCAUGUCCGACCACCUUCAGCUAUGGGUCAACCUAUGCAAGCGUCCAGCUCUGCAAUGGCUACAACCGGUGCACCCCCUACAAUCCUCCCCCUUCGUUCAGCUACUGUACCAGUGACAAAUGGUGAAGGUUCACAGAUUCACUUCGCCGAAAAUACCAUACACCCUCGACCUACAGCUGUUUCUGCCAAGCCCACGGAUAGUAAAUUUGCUAGACUUCAAUCUACUCAUCUCAGCCGACCCGUCCAGUACUCUCGUGCCGGUCGAGUUCAACGAUAUGAGGAGAAAACAUCUAGGUUACAGAGAAUAGUCAAUCAAGCUCAAGCGGCUUUGAUAGUAGCUCAGAAAGAAGCGGAGGAAGCCAAGGCUGCGCAAGAGAAGGCCAAAGUGGAUGAGGAUCCUCAGAUUGGGUUUGAUACGGCUCUGCUGGAUUACUCCGAUAUCGCCAAAUUACAUCCUUCAACAUCCAGCGGCGAUGUUACUCUUGUCGAGACCACAGAAGAGGCCAAGUCGACUACUAUUUCGCCUAACAAGACUGGAUCCCCCGUCAAAGCUCCUGUCUCCGCGACUAACCUCCAAGGUGAAACUCCCUCCCAAUCGAAAUCCUCGCCCAAGGAUGAGCAAACACCUACAGAUUCCAUCUUCGGUCCUGAGAAAGGAGAGUCGUCGUCACCUAGCAAGACCAGUGACGAUCGUAUCAAAGAAGAGAAAUCAUCUCCUCACGAUAAAUCCUCUACCGGUCAAAGUCCACAAACAGCUACCUCCUCAAAUGGAAAGUCUGCUCCCCGAGAUCUGGGUGAUCUGUAUACUUGGUGGGUGAUAUUCCAAGAUAGCAAACGAAUCAUGGCGAAGAGGAAUGCGGCGAACAAAGCAACCGCCUCUCAACCUAACACCGCCGCUCUCACCACCGGAAUCACACCCUCAUCUGCCGUUGCAGCUCGCAUUGCCAUGGCUAAUCCCGCUGCGGCUGUCAGAGCUGCUUCAGUGGACUUCGCUGGUCAACGUGGUCAAGCGGGCCCAUCCCAUCAUCCUCAAGAUGACCCCGUACCUGUUACAGCGACUUUACAACAGGUGGAAGCGAUGAAGAGGGAUCAAGCUGCUAAGAUUCAAGCUGAACAAGAGGCUCACAGACGAAGUAUGGAGAUGCAGAGUGGUAUGCAAGAUGGGCGACAAGUGGCGUAUCAAAACGGUCAACCUCAAGGAAUGACGCCUGAGCAGUUACAAAGUAUAUACCAGCAACAACAACAGCUUCAUGCUCAGCAACACCACUUGCAACCUCAGAACACUGUACUGCAACAUCCACCUCAGCAGCAAAUGUAUCAGCAACUGCCGGUCACUACACCUGGUGGCACCAUUCGACAUAUGCCUCCGCAAAUGAUGAUGCAACAGCAAAACGGCAUGGUCGGAUCUCCGUCAAAUAGUAGUCCUCAAGGUCAAAAGCGAGGUGCAGACGGUUCUCCGUUGGACAAUCAGAGCAUUAAGAAAGCUAAGAUGGUCGGCAAACAGCCAACUCCUGAAGAUCACCGAAGACAAGCACUCGAACUAGCCAAGUCUGUCAUGCCUGCUCCUGGUAUCCUCCAGCUGCCUGGUCAACAGCAACGUAGCAUGUCUCAGCAACAGGAGGUGCCACGGCCGUCCCUUGAAGCUCAACGACAGUACUCUCAGACCCAAGCAGCGUAUGCGAAACAACAAGAGCUGGCUGUCCGUCAACACAUUGCCAAUUCGCCUGCUCAAAUGACUGGCAUGUCACCUGCCCAGAUGACUCCGGCGCAAAUGACUGAGCAGUCGCCAAUGGGGAUGACCUCACCUUCGAUGCAGCACAACGCCCAAUUCGAGGUAGGUAUGAACGGAAUACCCACUCAACAAGAAACGCCUACAAUGGGUAAUCGAGGAAAGAAGGGCAAGCCUGGUGCUGGUCUCACCGUUGACACCGAGACUGCCGCGGAAGCGCCUGAGGCCACACCCACCGGAGCAUCAGGAAAACGAAAGGCUUCAGCGAACAAGAAACUGCCCAAGAGCGCAACUGAGAAAAUGCCCAAAGGGAAAAAUGCAAAGGGAGGUAAAGGUGGUAGACCAUCCACUGCCGAUGCCUCGAAUCCACAGAUUGACGAAUCGCCUUCUGCACCUACUCCAAGUCAGGGUUACGGUAUCGCUCAAACACCUACCGGCAAUAACCCUACUGGCGGCGAAAUGAAUUACGGUCCUGGACCUGGUUCGGCACCUGGUUCUUCGAGAUCACAAGUCUUCCAACUUCCUCCUCAACAACCUCAAGAACAGCAACAGCAACCCCAAAUGCAAGUUGCUCAGCCUCAACAAGUUGUUCAACAGCCGCAGCCGCAGCAACAACAGCAACAGCAACAGCAACAGCAACAACAACCAGUUGACCAGCAGCCGGCGUUCGAUACCAAUUUCGGAUUCGACGAUACGGCUGAUUUCUUGAAGAGCUUCGAUUUCUCUGCAGGGGGUAUGCAGAUGCCUAAUUCAGCUGAUUAUGGGUCAUUCAACUUUGACGACUUCAAUUUCACCAAUGUUGGCGACAACCAAGAUGACUGGACAUCCCUUGAUGGGGGUAUGUCAUAA
Kwoniella botswanensis is the source of this 3375-nucleotide messenger RNA. RefSeq lists its product as uncharacterized. NCBI's taxonomy places the organism in Eukaryota, Fungi, Basidiomycota, Tremellomycetes, Tremellales, Cryptococcaceae. The coding region runs from base 1 to 3375 and encodes 1124 amino acids. The record is from RefSeq and is a predicted model, not a curated record. The transcript has 10 exons.